AACACAAUCAUUCUCUUUCUCGUUGUGAUUAACAAGAACAAAAAAAAAAAAAAAAAAGCUAUAUAAAAAAUUACAGGGGGAAAAAGAAGGAAAGCACCUUAAUUAUCUCUUUCUCAACACAAUCGUUCUCUUUCUCGUUGUGAUCAACCUUAAUUUUCAGAACACCACUCAUGGAAGAAUCUACAGUCUCUGUCAUUACCGAUUCGAUCCUUCUGAAGCUAUGGUAUGCAGCUGUGCAAAUAAGAAAAAAAGAUGUGGAAGGACUUAAAGCCUUUAUUUCACCCAUCAUUGAGGCUUUAACUGAUGAUCCAGCGAAAAAGCAAGUCGAAGAUCUACUGGCAAGCGAUGAGGAUAAGCUGAAAGAACUACUUCAAGGGACCUUUAGUUCAAGAAUGAAAGGCAUACCGGUUGGUGCAGAGAAGAAGAAGAUCAAGAACCAUGAAGUCAAAAGUACAUUGGUUACACUUGAAGAUGCAUUGUAUAAAGCAGACGACUUGAUGGAAGAGGUCUACAAUGAGGCAACCAAACCGGUUCCAAACUCAAAACAACUAGUUUCCUUGGGGGACAAGCUAGGUGGACAAAUGAAAAACAUCAUAAAAGACGUUGCCGCUAGAGGCAAAGCCACUGCUACGACCGAAGAGCCUCAUAAAAUUAUCACUAAGGAGUGGGACCCGCUGGUGGAUAUGCUCAAUUUAGAUAGUUGGUUGGACGAGCAUAAAAAGGUUGUGAAAGAAAAACUUGUGGAGGACAGAUCAACAAAUGGAGAUCAAGAGCAGCAUGUAGCGGUUGUGGCCAUAGUAGGUUAUGGAGGAUUAGGAAAAACCACACUCGCUCUAAACUUGUUCCAAGAGCAGAUGACCAACUUUGAUUUGCCAAUCUGGGUUAAUGUCCCUUAUGAUUUCAACAUGAGAAUGAGAUCACUUGUUGAGGGAAUCAUUGUGUCCAAAGCUAAGAAUAGUCUUCAUGAGAGAAUCCGUACUGAUCCUGAAAAUUGCAAGACUACUACUCAUCAGAAAACCAUUCAUUCUGAAACUUCUGAUGAGAUAAUUAGUUUUAUAGAGAAAAAGAAGCAACACCUCCACAACCUUAAUGAAGAUGAAUUGUAUUAUGAGCUUAGAAAAGCAAUAGAUGGAAAACGCCUGCUUCUUGUACUUGAUGGGGUUUGGGAUAUGCAUUCUGAAAUGUGGCUAGCAUUCAAAAACUUAUUAGCAAAUGUUGUUGGUGAUGGGAGUAGAAUAUUAAUAACUACCCGUAGUAGACUUGUUGGAAAGAUUACUGCGAGUACAGAGAAGGACGUCCAUAUGUUAACCCAUCUAGAUGAACGCAAUUCUUGUGAUCUAUUCCAACGAUUUGCUUUUCCUCCUGGAAAGCCAGUCAAAUCCGAAAUUGUGGAGAUUGCUGUGGGGAUUGUGAAAAGGUGUGGAGGAAACCCUUUUGCCUUAGAGACAGUAGGGAAGAGACUGAAUUCUAUAAAUCUAGAAACCGAAGAUUGGUCCAGUUUCUUCAAUACCGAAUUUCAGAAGGUAGUAAAUGAAAAAAUUUUGCCCUCCCUUAAACUUAGUUAUGAUGUUCUACCUCCACAUUUGAAACAUUGCUUUGCCUACUGUGGUGUGUUCCCUCAACAAUCUGAAAUUGAUGUGAAAAACUUGAUACAUCUUUGGAUCGCACAAGGGUUGAUUUUUCCAUCACGAGGACAACAAAUGGAGGAUGUGGGUUAUGACUAUGUUAAGGAUUUAUGUGAGAGAUAUUCCUUGUUUGAACAAGUGGAAGUAGAUCAUGAGAAUGGCUUUGUAACAAAGUGCAAAAUGCCAAACCUUAUACAUGAACUAGCAGUACUUGUUGGAAGAUCAAGGUUAGCCACAUUAAAGGAAAAGGAUAAGCGUAUCAUUGAUGAAAGAACUCAAAAUGUCUCAUUUCACUUUCAUUUUGAUCGGUCCUGGAAAAUUCCUUCGCUCAUUCACCAAAAAAGGCCCAGGAUUCGAUCAAUUAUUUUGGCUAGCCAGUUGCAAGUGGAAAAUAAGAAGGAGAGACUACGCAAAUCAGCUUGUGAAAAAAUCAUUUCCAAAUGCAAAAAGUUACGCACAUUGGAUCUGCAUAGUACAGGGAUAAAAACUGUGCCAGAGUCCAUUGGAAAGUUGAAGUAUCUGAGAUACCUUGAUCUUUCUCAAAACAAAGCUAUUAAGGUAUUGCCUGAAUCAAUCACCACGAUACCAUCUUUGAUGACACUGAAACUCUCCUCAUGCUAUGGACUCAAAGAACUGCCUGAAGAUAUCGGGAAACUAGUCCAACUCAAACAUCUAGAGAUUGAUUGGUGCUACAGUUUGACUCAUAUGCCUCCUGGACUUGGUCAGCUAACUCAACUCGAGACCUUAUCAGAAUUCGUGUUGAAAAGGAGCACUGGAGAUGGUAAACAAACUCCAACGUUACCAAAAUGUUUGUAUACAAAGGACGUUGAUUUGGAGUCGCUGGAAGAAUUAGCUGAGCUGAACAACUUGAGAGGAGAGCUGAAAAUAAAACAUUUAAGAAACGUUGAUGCUGAGUAUUCUAAGGUUGCAAAUUUGGAACGGAAAGAGCACCUUAAAUCUUUAAUAUUAUCUUGGGAGCUCGAUCUGGAUUCUGAUGGCAUUGACAAAGCAGCAAACAAGUCUCAAGAUACACUAGAAGGUCUAAAGCCGAACUCAAAACUUAAAGAAUUGGCUUUAUUCGGCUACAGGGGUGACAAGCUUUCAGAUUGGCUUCUCUCGCUCACAAAUUUGGUCAAAUUUUCAUUACAAAAAUGCAAAUGCAAAAAUCUACAACCGCUUACUCAGCUUACAACUCUCAAGGUAUUGAUACUGGACAACAUGCCUAGCUUGAAGUAUAUCUCCAACAAGUCUGAUUAUCACAAUUCUGAAAUCACCCCCUCAGCAUCAACUGAAUUCAUUAAAAAACUGGAAGAGGUAAGGCUUACAGAAUUGCCUGAUCUAGAGGGAUGGUGGGAAGAAAGUGAUGCUUCAUUGGCAUUUCCUCGUCUUUCCAAAUUGAUUAUCGAAGAUUGCCCCAAGUUGCAUUCCAUGCCACUCUACCCAAAUUUAAAAGAAUGGUUAGUGUUGAAGAACACUAGCUUGGUGACAUUCAUAAAUACAAUGAAAGACAAAAGCUUUGUCAAACAGACAAUGUAUGAUGAAAGCUCCUCCAAACAGACAGUGAAUGAUAAAAACUACCAUCCCUUUCCUCUGUCCAAUUUGCAAAGUCUGUGCAUUAUUGGGAAUAUGGAUGGUCGCUCUAAAGAAGAGAUUAGGUGGGGAAGUCUCAAAAGCCUCCGGUUUCUAAGACUCGAUAAUGUUCAUAAACUAAAGGCGCUGCCUGAGGGGCUUCAGCAUGUUACCACCCUUAAAGAGCUCGAGAUCUGGCAUUGUACCAUAAUGAAUCUUCAACGAUGGAUCGGGAAAUUCAAACAACUUCAAAGACUUGGAGUUUUUUCAUGUCCUAAAUUGAAAUCUCUGCCCGCAGAAAUAAAAGACCUCCCAGAUUUGGAGACACUGGAGAUAGUGGAUUGUCCAGUCUUAUUGCAAAGAUGCCAAAAAGAUAUUGGUGCAGAUUGGAAGAAGAUUAAACGCAUUGAAAAUAUUCUACUCCAGCAGCAAUCUCAAGAUCAUAUAAAAAAGAUAUGCGAAGAUGAUGCCCUAAAGACUAGAGAUUUAUAUGAAUAUUAUUGGGAUCCUAAACAUGGAAAGAAGUCAAAUAGCAUAAAGAGAACUGUUCUUAUUUAGAUGAAGUGAAAAUCAAGAAAGGAUAAAAGUCAAAGCCUUGAUGACGAGGACAAAUUACAUGGUAAUCAUAUACUAAUUAGUUGAUUUGCUAUAUUUUUUCUUCAUUUUCUAUGCAAAACUGUAGCUUAUCUAUUUCACAUUCUCUUUCUUUGCUAGCUGUCCCUGUAUGAGUCUCAAUAAUGUUCAACUUUCAACCAUUCUGAAAUAAAGCAAUCAGUAAACAAACAAACAAAUAACCAAAUAUAAAAUUCAUCUGCAGACAUCCACAAGUUAUUAACUUGUGGAGUCACACACAUCCACAUGUGGAGAGGCAUAUAUUUUUGAAUUUAAUGCCUCUCCGUAUAUAGAUACGUGGGUCCACACUUGAAGGGGACAGUAUAUAGAUAUAUAUAUAUAUAUAUAUAUAUAUGUAUGUAUGUAUAUCCAAUUCCUUAAUGAAAUUAGGCUUUCAUUAAAAUUUAUUUCUAAUUAAUUAGCUCUGCUCUAUAGUGAGCAUGAUCUAUUGGUUGUCUGUACUUUCACUGUGAAUAUUAAAAUAAAUCAAGUUGAUUCUGUAAGUAUCAUAAAUUUUUUUUUUUUUUUGGGGGACAAACUAUAAGUAUCAUAAUCUGCUAGUUAAAAAUAUUGAACAAGUUUGAAUUUAGUAAGCUUAUAAUUGUAUUUUUGUCAAGGCGACCAAAUAAAGUUGCAAUAAUGCAUCUAUAAAAGUGUAGAGAUUGGAGAAGUAUGGGAACAUGGUUUAUGGUUAUAAGGUCUUGAUGCCAUCAAUAAGGUUAGAAGCACAGACUGGCUUUAUUAAACAUAAAUAUGUCAUAUAUAGCUACAUGUCUAUGCCUCAUAAAUAAAAACUAAAGAUUUUGUGACCAUUUGAAUUUGCAGCACUAGCUACCUCUACAAAUGGGGUGUACGUUUUCAACCAACUUGAACAACUAUUGUAGUGCAUACACCAAAUGACUAGGUUAUUUUGCAAUCUGUGUUGAGAAUAAUGCAAGAUUUAUUUUGUUUAAUUCUAAUACUUAGAAGUAAAACCGAUUAACUAAGUUGUCAGAAUACCAAGGAUAUGAUUCUUCAUUAGAAAGAAAGGCCAUUUUGCUUGUGCUAUUGGAGAAGUUGAUUCUAGCUAGAUUUACAGCUAAACCAACUUACUUUGGUAAAAAUCUCUUCUGAUCAUUCAUUUAUUCCUGGUAUAUAAGCUUUGAGUAAGUUCCUUAUAUAUAACCUAUACAAGUAACUUUGAAAAACUUUCACUGUUCUGUGAUGCCACAAAUUGAUUUUCUGUCACUUUAUUUUCUAUAAGUUGUGCAAAAUGCUUACACUUCCACAUAAAAAAUAGUUUUUAGCCAAAUUUGUGGAAUUUUGGCAUCUGCAUCCGCUCUAAUCUUCUGCUAAUUAAAUUGUUUGUUUA
Messenger RNA from Ziziphus jujuba (common jujube), 5157 nucleotides. Its product is annotated as putative disease resistance protein RGA4. Lineage: Eukaryota; Viridiplantae; Streptophyta; Magnoliopsida; Rosales; Rhamnaceae. The transcript is spliced from 4 exons. Gene Ontology annotation, molecular function: ADP binding; protein binding. Gene Ontology annotation, biological process: defense response to other organism. The record is from RefSeq and is a predicted model, not a curated record. The coding region runs from base 171 to 3752 and encodes 1193 amino acids.